AUGUAUGUAUCACUUUCUGUCUGUUUAUAUCUAUGUAAAUAUUUCAAUCUGCUUUUAUAUAUUUUUUAUAUAAAUCAUUCUUAUCUAUCUAUCUAUCUAUCUAUCUAUCUAUCUAUCUAUCUAUCUAUCUAUCUAUCUAUCUCAUAUAUAUGUAUGUAUGUAUUGUUUUCUGUCUGUUUAUAUCUAAAUAUUUCAUUCUGUUUCUAUCUAUCUAUCUAUCUAUCUAUCUAUCUAUCUAAGCAUCUACAUGCUUGGUCUGUUUCUAUCUAUCUAUCUAUCUAUCUAUCUAUCUAUCUAUCUAUCUAUCUCUUUCACUCUGUAUUAUGUUUGUUAUCUAUCUAUCUAUCUAUCUAUCUAUCUAUAACCAUCUCUCCCCUUAAGUCUGUUCAUAUGUAUGUAUGUAAGCAUCUGUCUAUCUAUAUAUGUCUCUAUCUCAGUCUGUUCAUAUCUAUCUACAUAUGUAUCUCUUUCAGUUCAUAUCUCUCUAUCUAUCUAUCUAUCUAUCUAUCUAUCUAUCUAUCUACUCCUUUCAGUUUGCUCAUAUCUCAUAUGUAUGUAUGUAUCUAUCUAUCUAUCUAUCCUAUGAUGGAUCAAUAUCCGUAG
Messenger RNA from Acanthosepion pharaonis, 603 nucleotides. Lineage: Eukaryota; Metazoa; Mollusca; Cephalopoda; Sepiida; Sepiidae. The record is from the annotation of a GenBank genome assembly.